AUGAUUCUUGAAAUCCUUGCUUUUGUAGGGGUGGUAGUAGGAUUUGUGUUCUUGGUGUUAGCAAUUGCUUCAGGACUUUACUAUAUAUCAGAGUUAGUUGAAGAACAUACGGAACCAACUAAAAGAUUCCUUCGAAGAUUGAUUCAAUCAAUCAUCGUGAUAUUUGCACUUUUAUGGUUAGUUGAUGGUUUACCUUUCUUGUUAACAGCAUUUUCAAUAUUUUCUUAUUAUGUUUACCUUUUGAACUUACACAGAUUCCCUUACGUUCAAUUGAGUUCACCAAUAUUCUUAGUUUCAUGUUGUUUAGUGGUUGCUAAUCAUUUCUUCUGGUUCAAUCAUUUCCAUAACCCAACAAUUCCACCAUUAGAAGUCCGUCUUAAACCAGGUUAUAAUCCUCCUAAGAUCCCAUCAUUUACUGAGAUCUGCGCUUUCUUUGGUUUAUUAGUGUGGUUUGUUCCUUUUGCUUUAUUCGUAAGUUUGAGUGCUAGUGAUAACAUCAUUCCACAUCAUAUUGAAGCUACUGAUGGUAAGAAAAAGAACAAUGGUUUAGCUAAGGUUGUAGUGGCCACUGUUAGAGAAAGAAUAUAUGCUAUAAGCAGAAAGUUGGGAUACGAAUUGGAUCCUCAUCAUGGUUCACUUAUGUAA
Yamadazyma jaroonii is the source of this 645-nucleotide messenger RNA. NCBI's taxonomy places the organism in Eukaryota, Fungi, Ascomycota, Pichiomycetes, Serinales, Debaryomycetaceae. The record is from the annotation of a GenBank genome assembly.